UCCUUUCCUCCCUUUCGACUUCCUUACCAAUCGCUGUUAUUUCCCACAGGCAUCCUAAAACCUCCUCUGCUCUGAGUGAACAGCAGAAAUGUCGUUAGCUGGUAAAAUCGCAGUGGUGACUGGAGCAGCGAUGGGGAUCGGAAAAGCAAUAACGGAGAUCCUCCUGCAAAACGGCGCCAAGGUAGCCCUGCUGGAUGUGAAUCAAACUGCGGGAAAGAAUUUAACGGAAGCCCUGGAGAAGCAGUACGGUCGGGACAGAGUCUUGUUCCUGAACUGUAACGUCGAAUUGGAGGAGCAGCUCAAAGCUGCCUUUCAGAAAACCGUAGAAACACUUGGAGGAAUAGACAUCCUGUGCAACAACGCCGGCAUCAUGAAUGAGACAAAGUGGGAGGAAACCGUCUCCGUAAACCUCGUGGGGGUUAUCAGGGGGACUUACCUGGCGCUGGAGCACAUGAGCAAGCUGAGCGGAGGUCGGGGAGGGGUCAUCGUCAGCACAGCCUCCAUUGCAGGUAUUGGGCCUCUGCUGAGCUGUCCUGUUUACACGGCCACCAAGCAUGGAGUGGUCGGCUUCACUCGAGCCAUGGCGGCUGUCUCAACCGCAUCAGGCUACGGUGUACGAGUCAACGUCCUUUGUCCAGGAUUUGUCCAGACUGAACUUUUGGCCAGCGGUACAACCAAACUGGGCCAAUACUCACACCUGGCUGACAGAAUCCAGCUGCUAAUAGAAAAGACUGGGAUCUUAACUGUAUCUGAAGUGGCAGAGUCCUUCCUGGAGCUGGUGACAGAUGAGACGAAGAACGGUGAGGCCCUCCUGCUGUUCCCUAAAAGAAAACAAUACGUGACUUUUCCUGCACUCCUUUAGUGUUUUCGUGUACAGCAGAACAUGAGUAUUCAAUAGAAUGGUCAUGCCAAGUCUAAGCUGUUGCUUUUGCUAACUGCAAUAAUUGUGCUUGUCCUCAAGCAUGUCGACACCUACGAGACCACUCGUUCAACUCCUGUCGAAGUUGAAGUGGAAGCACUUUUUAAAUGUUAUUGUCACUUGAUUUAAAAUCCAGCAAACCCAGAAUGUAACAUUGGGUGCUGCUGUUUAACUGUUGAUUAUAAAGGCUUAGUUCACUGAAUUUCCCUCAGGAUCAAUAAAAUAUCUAUCUAUC
Molecule: messenger RNA, 1154 nt
Organism: Scatophagus argus
Lineage: Eukaryota; Metazoa; Chordata; Actinopteri; Scatophagidae
Exons: 7
Coding region: 89-862 (257 amino acids)
Cellular component (GO): cytoplasm
Molecular function (GO): oxidoreductase activity, acting on the CH-OH group of donors, NAD or NADP as acceptor
Source: RefSeq, a predicted model, not a curated record